AUGAACCUAACCGAUGCUGAGGGCCAACUUAAGGAUAUCUCCUCUCAUGAGAUUGAGCAUGUGAAUGCUAUUGAAGCAGUAUCGUUCACUUCCGAGGAAGAGAAGGCGUUGGUGAGGAAGAUUGACCUCACCCUCCUACCUACCAUUUGGAUCAUGUACCUCCUGUCCUACCUUGAUAGAACCAAUAUCGGAAAUGCAAAGAUCUCUGGUAUGGAGGUAGAUCUCAGCUUGACGUCCAACCAAUACUCGAUUGCCUUGGUAGUCUUCUUCAUUGGAUAUGUAGUGUUCGAGGUACCUAGCAACCUUGCCCUAGGCAGGUCACGACCCUCUAUUUUCCUCCCAUCAAUUAUGAUUCUCUGGGGCGCAUUGACUUGUGUGAUGGCUGUUGUAAAAAGUUUCACCCACCUGGUAGUCCUUAGGGUCAUUCUUGGAUGUGUCGAGGCUGGCUUUGCUCCCGGUGUGCUCCUUGUCCUCUCAUCAUGGUACAAACAAACCGAACAGUCGAAGAGAUUCGGGGUGUUCAUCUCGGCGGCCGUUCUAUCGGGUGCUUUUGGUGGCCUAAUCGCUGCCGGAAUUGUUGAUGGUCUUGAGGGCGUUCAUGGUAUUCGUGGUUGGCGGUGGCUAUUCAUCAUUGAAGGUGCAGCCACUGUCGGGUUCGCUAUUAUUUCUCUCUUCAUCCUUCCUGACUUUCCCGCGACCUCGCGACAUUUCUCUGAGCGCGAGAAGCAGGUCGCCGUGGCACGCCUGUCCACCGAGAAUGUGACCACCACCACCGAGGAUAGCGAGCAUCUGAGUAGCUUGGAUGCUUGCAAAGUGGCUUGCCAAAACUGGCGCACCUGGGCGUUCAUCAUUGGGUACAUGGUCAUCGUUGGUUCAAGCACUCUGACUUACUUCUACCCAACCCUUGUAGAGGGGCUUUUCGGAAACGCAUCCACGAAGAAGGUCAACUUAUUAACUGUUCCUAUUUACGGCGUAGCAUUCAUCGCCACCGGUAUCACAUCCUACUAUAGCGACAAAGUUCCCACAUGGCGCGGCUUAAUCAUUGCUAGCUGGCUAACAGUCUCCCUGAUAUGUUCAAUUGUCGUAUGUUCUAUAUACAACUUCACAGCUCGAUAUAUUCUCCUGGUUUUCAUGGCAGCAGGCCUUUGGGCCACAAAUGGAGGCACGCUAGCCUACGCCUCUUCUGCCUUUGCCGGAAUGCACCCGCAAGCCCGAGGUGUUGCUUUGGCUAUGGUGAAUGCACUGGGUAAUCUGGCACAAAUCUACGGAUCGUAUCUUUUCCCGGAAGAUGAUAGUCCUAAGUAUAUUAUGGGGUUUGCUGUUAUUUCUGCGAUGCUGGCUGUGGGCGUGAUUGUCUUUUUGUUCUUGCAUACCUGGUUCCGGCGCCGUCUACGGGAGGGUAUCAUUCAGUGA
This is a messenger RNA of Aspergillus pseudonomiae, 1413 nucleotides long. RefSeq names its product major facilitator superfamily domain-containing protein. Gene Ontology annotation, biological process: transmembrane transport. The transcript is spliced from 5 exons. The record is from RefSeq and is a predicted model, not a curated record. Gene Ontology annotation, cellular component: membrane. Gene Ontology annotation, molecular function: transmembrane transporter activity. NCBI's taxonomy places the organism in Eukaryota, Fungi, Ascomycota, Eurotiomycetes, Eurotiales, Aspergillaceae. Bases 1 to 1413 code for a protein of 470 amino acids.